AUAACGCACCUGUCGGACCAGCAGUAUCGCGAACCAGCGGACUUAUACUUCGAGGCUGUAGUGGAGUAUUCUGAGGAUGCGCGGAAAGAAGGUCGAUAUAUCGAAGUUGAAUAUUCUGGCCAUGUCAUAUCGAUUAUCGCUCCAGGCAUCGGCUCAUUCGUAUUAACGAGCGAUCUUCAUAGCAGGCAGAUCUUGUUCAACUCACCAAUCUCUGGGUCAAAAGCCUUCGACUGGGUCGCUCAAGGCGAG
This is a messenger RNA of Amorphotheca resinae ATCC 22711, 249 nucleotides long. RefSeq lists its product as hypothetical. Gene Ontology annotation, biological process: iron-sulfur cluster assembly. NCBI's taxonomy places the organism in Eukaryota, Fungi, Ascomycota, Leotiomycetes, Helotiales, Amorphothecaceae. Gene Ontology annotation, molecular function: ferric iron binding. The annotation marks the transcript as partial. The record is from RefSeq and is a predicted model, not a curated record. The transcript is spliced from 2 exons.